UGUAGCUUAAUCACUUCCUACAGAGACGUUCCCCCAAAUCAAAAUAUCAGACUUAUUGCAGGUUGGGAAUGUUUUAAAGCUAUGGAUGACUUACCUGCGGACGUGAAGGCUUUCCUACUAAGCCACCCUUUUCUCGAGCUGACUGACAGCAAAAAGAUUAAGUGCACACUGAACGGCCAUGAAUUCCCAUGCAAACUAGAGGAGCUGCAGAACUUCACCAAAGCGAAAAAGUAUCAGAAACUGAGCUCCCAAGCUGAGUUCAACUACAGCCAAUAUGAACCACACAUUGUGCCAAGCUCAAAACAACCCAAUCAGCUCUUCUGUAAGCUGACCCUCAGACACCUCAACAGGAAGCCACACCAUGUAUUAAGACACGUCAACGGGAAGCGCUUCAAGAAGGCCCUCGUCAAAUAUGAGGAAUGUGUGAAGCAGGGCAUUGAGUUCAUUCCGAUAAGACUCCAGCAGAAAAGGCCAAAAGAGACGAGCGCUGAAGUCCACCACGGCAGGAAGUCCAAACAUGGCAAUGGUGCAUGGGCGCCAUCCUCCAGUGACAAUGAUGACCACAGUGACUCGGAAGACAGCUUGAGUGACCUCUACCCCUCAUCCAUUUUCACUUUGAAGGAAUCAGCCGAGGAGAACAUGGAGUCGGAACAGUGCAAGGAUGAGGAUGACUUCCAAACAGAUGAGGAUGACGAGAUGGAGGUGGACACAAUAGCCAUCCAGAAACGUAAAAAGGUCCAGGGUGGUGGCAGCCCUCAGAAGAAAUUAAAAAACAACAACAGGAAAAGCCAUAAGAAAUCUGUGAAAGUGUGUAAUCGAAAGUAAAUCAUAAAAGUAUAUUUUCA
Molecule: messenger RNA, 845 nt
Organism: Phycodurus eques (leafy seadragon)
Lineage: Eukaryota; Metazoa; Chordata; Actinopteri; Syngnathiformes; Syngnathidae
Gene: surf2
Product: surfeit 2
Exons: 6
Coding region: 82-825 (247 amino acids)
Source: RefSeq, a predicted model, not a curated record